Messenger RNA from Triticum turgidum subsp. durum (durum wheat), 1038 nucleotides. Lineage: Eukaryota; Viridiplantae; Streptophyta; Magnoliopsida; Poales; Poaceae. The record is from the annotation of a GenBank genome assembly.
AUGGCGACGCUCCAGCACCAGAACCAGGGGGCGGCGGCGCCGAUGACCACGACUGGCGGCGGGCUGCGCGCCAUGGACCUCUACGAGAAGCUGGAGAAGGUCGGGGAGGGCACCUACGGCAAGGUGUACAAGGCCCGGGAGAAGGCGACGGGCCGGAUCGUGGCGCUCAAGAAGACGCGCCUCCCGGAGGACGACGAGGGCGUGCCCCCCACGGCGCUCAGGGAGGUCUCGCUGCUGCGGAUGCUGUCGCAGGACCCGCACGUCGUGCGCCUGCUGGAUCUCAAGCAGGGCCAGAACAAGGAGGGCCAGACCAUCCUCUACCUCGUCUUCGAGUACAUGGACACCGACCUCAAGAAAUUCAUCCGCGGCCACCGCCAGAACCACGAGAAGAUCCCCGCCCACACCGUCAAGAUCCUGAUGUACCAGCUCUGCAAGGGCGUGGCUUUCUGCCACGGACGCGGUGUCCUGCACCGUGACCUCAAGCCCCACAACCUGCUCAUGGACCGCAAGACCAUGGCUCUCAAGAUCGCCGAUCUUGGGCUCAGUCGUGCCUUCACGGUUCCUCUCAAGAAGUACACACACGAGAUCCUUACUCUGUGGUACAGAGCUCCUGAGGUCCUUCUUGGCGCCACACACUACUCAACGCCGGUUGACAUGUGGUCUGUGGGCUGCAUAUUUGCUGAGUUGAUCACUACCACGGCACUUUUCCCUGGAGACUCUGAGGUGCAGCAGCUCCUGCACAUUUUCAAGUUGCUGGGCACUCCAAAUGAGGAUGUCUGGCCAGGAGUAGGCAAACUCCCGAACUGGCAUGAGUACCCUCAGUGGAACGUCUCAAAGCUGUCUUCUGUAAUUCCUAGUCUCGAUGCCGAUGGUAUUGAUCUGCUUGAGAAAAUGCUGCAGUAUGAGCCGGCAAAGCGAAUCUCUGCGAAGAAGGCCAUGGAGCACCCAUACUUUGAUGAUGUGGACAAGGCAUCUUUACCUCUGUUAUUCCAGCUGCCAUUUAGUUUUGCCCCAUUGACUGAUGGUUGUGAUGGAUAG